UGUCGACUUCUUGAUUUUUCUCUCUAAACGAACAACAACAGAACAGCAUUCGAUAAAGUGAUAAAGAGGUUGGAAGCUGUGAUUUAGCUUUUAUAAUUCUUUUUUUCUAGAUGCUAGGGCUUACAGAGCAUGUCUGUCGAUGGGCAACAUAAAGUAGAUAUUCAAAAUGACGGGAGUUUAGCAGAAGAAGGUCUUUCUAGUCAGGACUCGGACGAGGAACUCCCUGUAGAAUGGGAAGUAAGGACUACUGAUACAGGGAGAGUUUACUAUGCAAACCAUUUGACCAAGACAACUCAAUGGCAGCACCCGAAGACUGGCAAAAUCCGCAAAGUCACUGGUGCUCUUCCAGCUGGUUGGCUAAAACAGUCAGAUGGGAAAGGAGAUGUAUUUUACAUCAACACUGUCAACCACCAAACAACUUUUACUGACCCUAGGUUAUCAAAAGAAUCAACAUCUCGCAUAAACAUAUCUCAAAAGUAUGACGCUUCUUCCACCACUUAUGAUGUCCUUAAGGAUGAGAAUUUAGAUGGGCGUGUCGUCAUGGUAACAGGAGCAGGCAGUGGCAUAGGUCUGGCGACAGCUAGUGCUCUAGCUGCACAUGGAGCACAUGUUGUAAUGGCAUGCAGGGAUAUGGAAAAGGCACAUAAGGCUGAGCUUCAUAUAAAGGAAACCAAUAAGGACUGUAAGCUUGAAGUCAUGUUUGUAGACUUGGCUUCAUUUGCAAGUAUACAUGAUUUUGUAGACAAGUUCAAGAAAAAGUCGAUGCCUCUGCAUGUUCUGGUCUGCAAUGCUGGUGUGCUAGGGGGACCCUGGAGGUGCACUGGGGAUAAUAUUGAAUAUACAUUUGCUGUAAACUACCUCGGUCACUUUCUACUCAUCAAGCUCCUCCAGGACGUGCUCUGUUCAUCAUCACCCGCAAGAAUUGUCAUGCUUUCUUCAGAAUCACACAGAUUUCAGGAUCUGAAUUACUCUGAUAAACUGCAUAUAUCAACAGUACCACUUUCAAGGGAUAAGUAUCAUUCUAUCCUCGCGUAUAACCAGUCCAAACUGUGCUCCAUCAUGCUAUCCAUGGAGCUCAAUCGAAGGCUAAGUAGCGAGGGAGUCACGUGCAACGCAGUGCAUCCUGGGAACCUGAUCUAUACCUCCUUAUAUGGAAAGUCGUGGUGUUAUUGGUUAAUAUUUCGAAUAGCAAGAUUGUUCGCUAAAACACCUGAGCAAGCCGCCUCGACUGUUGUUUAUUGUGCGGUAUCGCCAGAACUGAACGGCGUUGGAGGCCAAUAUUUCAUAAAUUGUCGACCGUGUGAGCCGUCUGUCGAGGCCGCUGACCCGGAUAAGGCUCGCGCCUUGUGGACGUUAAGCGAGAGACUGGUUACGAGCUUAAAGAGACCACAAGGCAGCAACAUAAUUGAUCUUUGAACUGCUUCUCGCACCAUAAGCUUGAUUUGUCUUUCAAUAAACUUAUCUGGAAUACCCGUACAUAAGUGAAGAUAAAGACGAGGAAAGUAGAGAGAAUGGCGACGUUUGCGAACAUAAAUGCGUACGAUACAAAGCCGACCAAGAAGUAUAAUGAAGUGAUUGCCAUGGACAGGACCCACGUCGCGAGCGAGGUCAAGAGGACGCGUUUUAAGGAGACUUCUGCGCGGUACCACACGGGCCUGGUGAUGGCCAGGUAGCGGUCGACGGUCAGGACGGCAAGGCUGAGGAGCGAUGCGGUGCAGCAAAGAAAGUAGGUCGUCUGGGAGAGCCACGCCAUCUGGAUACUGAGGCCUGGGGUAGGAAGAGUAUUUUGUUUAUACAACUACACUCGUAAAUUACAGGCUCUGAUGGUCAAGGGACCAUGUGUUAUUAGAGGACACAGACACGCUUGGUGUCAGCAUGCGCACGUGCUCCCCAAAACUAUUUUGAUUGCUGUGUAAAACAAAUGGCUAUGGAUUUUUUUGUGCGGAUGGCCUCUUAAAGCCGCAUUGUCACCAGUUUACUUCCGGAGGUCCGACGGAAACCUCAACCGUUAAAAGACAAAAGAAUCUAUUAGAAUCCGAGAUAUUUAUCAUCCGCUCAGAAUUAGCAGUCACAUCCGCAAAGAAACUUCCAAUAGACACACUGCUUUCAAUGUUUUGAAAUAUUUUUCGCGUUUUCCGUUACGUAAUCGACCGGAAGUAAAAUGGUGACAAUGCGGCUUUAAUAUAUAUGUACAGAAGACGUCACAGCUCGGCUGCGUCUCGUGCGCUUUUUCGUUCAUGGAACGUGGUGACGUCAUCUAUGAGGACAGGCGCAAAAGUUAGAUUAUUAAAUACUGAAAGGGUAUACGGGAAGCUAGGAGAAUGGGGGGGGGGGGGGGGUUAGAGGAUUGCAAAGGAAGAGGAGGUACAGUGGGGGUGGUUUGGAGUGGAGGUUAUGGUGUGUUUAUAUACUGGACAAGAGCUACGUGAAGGGACAAAAGAAUGUGAUUGAUGUAAGUUUGAGUGAUUGUAUUUCGGAAGGAACUAAGAUAGGAGUGGUGGUAGAAUAGUGUGUUUUUCUUCCACGCAAGAUACUCUUACAGAUAUACAAUUCCUUAACUGCACCCUAUAUCUUCUAUGCUCUAACAGUAUGGGGAUCUGCGGAUAAGUGUCAUUUGAAUUCUGUAUCAUUAGAAUUCUGCUUCUACAAAAACGUGUUAUUCGUUUCAUGUACUUCGCUGAACGUAGAGAACAUGCAAUCCCGCUUUUUCUUGAUGCUGAUAUUUGACCGAUUAAUUUUUGUUUUUUUAUGAAAAUAUAUGCUGCCAAAUACACGAUGUCCGAAAUAAAAAUGCUCCCAGUAACAUAAUCGAUCUAUUCACGGAUAUCAAAAGUGUACACACCUACAACACACGCUCAUCGGCUUCUGAUAACUUUUACAUGAAGCGUUCAAAACUACAAAAACAGUACUUAUAAUGGUUUCUCUAGAGUAGGUGCACCUAUUAACAUUUUUUUUUUUAUGUCAACGGUCUUUCUAUCCACAAAUAUGCAGACUUAGCAAGAGUUUUUGCAAAACGGGCAGAGCUGGCAGCAUUGCUAGGCCUAAGCCUUUUACAAUACUAACAGGCAUUUUUUCUUGUUUUCUUACCUUUCGAUUCGCGGUAAUGUAUAUAGAUAGACAACGGUUCCAUAAGCGCACCCACUAGGAAAUCCGCCACCGCGAGGUUUGCAAUAAGUAAAGUGAAGGGAGAGCGCAGGUCUUUGUACGGGUUGACCACCACUGCCAUGAUAACCAGAAUAUUCCCGACUAAGGUGAAGACCAUGAAGAUACAUGACAGCGAAAGAUUCGUCAAGGACACCUCCAGUGGGGACGGGAUCCCCACACAAUGCCCUGCUCCAAACGGCAUGUUGAUCACGUGAAAAUCACGUGGACGAGCAUCACUCUCGCUUCACCUAAACAAAACAAGUGGUUUUAUAGCUGAUCAAAUUACCCAUAACUCUCGAUGCUGUUUCUAAAUGGUCUGAAAAACCUUGGGGCGAGGGCGAUUGAGUGGAGGCCAUUAGAAAUAACUAGUAGAAAUAACUUGCUAAGUACUUCCAAAACUCAUUAAUUUUUAAUAGCCAUUAAUUAUGUUUAACCGCUGUGAAACAAAAUUGUCACGAUUUCUCGAGAGCUCGUGGUGUGUCUUUCAUAAAAAACUAUUUGUCAUUUUUUAAAACACUAAAGUUUAUAAUAUUUUCUCAUACAAACAGACCAUAACCUCUAUUUCUCGCAAGACCGUACUGUGUCUUUUUUAAAACACUACAGUUUCUUCUCUCAUCAUUUUCUUAUAUGACUUUACAAAAGGCUGCGGGAUCCACGUUGCCCACAUGAUUCUUGCCGUUUGUCAAGAUUUCACAUCGAUACUCGAAGGUAAUACAGAAUUGUUUAUGGCCAUUUUCUCCAGUUUUGAUAGCCGUCCAGCAGAUGUGGCCUUGUAUAGAGGCUUUCCAUGAGGUCUCUCGAGUGAAAGGAAACCACAAACUGAACAGCUUGCGGAUGAAAUCAGUAAUAAUAGGAAAAAACAGUGAUCUCUAUAGUAGAAAUAUUUGCGUGUCUCUGAAAGUGAUAUGUUUUUUCAACUCAAAGUUUUUUUCAGAAAAAUAAAAGCGAUGGCAGGUGGAUUACUUGAAAAUGCAUUUUUUCACUGCCUCUUUUCGCUCUGUCUGCCGUCAUCGUGCCUCCACCGUCGCAAAUCUUAAAUUCGCUAUAAGCUUGUUAGAAAAACGGUGCGAUUGAAAAAAAUUUAUAUUUUAAUUCUGCCCACAACAACUGAAUUGCAAGCUUCUCGAGCAUCUAUGAAGCGAAAAGGGUGAACACAAGACUAGACGUACACUCUGAGCUUACUUCACCUAUACAAGAAAAAGGAUAAGUGCUGACAUUUACAUUGAAACCACCCUUCUUUUCUUUUUGAAAUCUUGUAAUGUGCGAUUCCUGUUCAAUGUCUAUACACAUUUUGAAACCAUUCACCCCAAUCGGUUUCGAUUUUAAGGUUGUGAGACAGCUGCACCGGACUCAGCUUAAGUCAAAUCUCUUAUUAUUUUUUUCUUAGAGGCUUUUGAAGAAAGUUGUUCAGUUGGAGUUCGUAUAUACAUGAAACCUGAAACUAUUUCUCUUGGACAGAAAAACUGACACUCGGUGCGUACAUGAACUGCAGGCGCUUUCCCAAUAUAGCCUGACGAAAAUGCACAUAUUUUUCAUCCAUUUCUCGAUAACGAAGAGUCAUGCCUUAAAAAUGUAAGCGGUAAAACGGGCGUAAGCUAAACCAAAUCCGAAUAUUUCUGGAUCCCAAAGCCGAUAAGCUUUUAUCAAUAGACACUUACCAAAUCGUUAUUCUAUUGAACUCGCACGGAAUCAUGAAGUGGAGAGAUAGUAAAGUAAGAUUAUUGAAGACCGUGCACAAAUCCGGUUGAAAAAACACAAAUGAUAAAAUGUUUAACACAAAUACAAUCUUGCUAAAUGAAAACACCGGACGUUAAAGGUAAAUUAACUGAGCUGAUUCUUUAAUAAAGUCAAUCUUCCGACAUCCCAACUCGAUGUAAAGGCAAUUUAUCACCAAGCUAAAUAUGAGUUUUGGGCAGACAUUACACAAUUAAACUAAUAUAGACGAGCAAACGGCAGUAAUUUUCGGGAAAAACACACUCGAAAAACGAACAUGAAAAAGACUGAAAUUAUAAAUACAUCAUACCUUAACUUAAGCUUGUUUUCUUGAGAAAAACAAACAUGAAAAAGAUUGAAAUUAUAAAUACAUCAUACCUUAACUUAAGCUUGUUUUCUUGAGAAAAACGAACAUGAAAAAGAUUGAAAUUAUAAAUACAUCAUACCUUAACUUAAGCUUGUUUUCUUGAGAAAAACAAACAUGAAAAAGAUUGAAAUUAUAAAUACAUCAUACCUUAACUUAAGCUUGUUUUCUUGAGAAAAACGAACAUGAAAGACUAAAAUUAUAAAUACAUCAUACCUUAACUUAAGCUUGUUUUCUUUGGGAAAAACGAAAAUGAAAAAGAUUGAAAUUAUAAAUACAUCAUACCUUAACUUAAGCUUGUUUUCUUGAGAAAAACGAACAUGAAAAAGAUUGAAAUUAUAAAUAAAUCAUACUUUAACAUAAGCUUGUUUUCUUGAAAAAACGAACAUGAAAAAGAUUGAAAUUAGAAAUACAUCAUACCUGAACUUGAGCUUGUUUCCUUGAGAAAAACGAACAUGAAAAAUAUUGAAAUUAUAAACUUAAGCUUGUUUUCUUGAGAAAAACGAACAUGAAAGACUAAAAUUAUAAAUACAUCAUACCUGAACUUGGGCUUGUUUUCUUGAGAAAAACGAACAUGAAAAAGAUUGAAAUUAUUAAUACAUCAUACCUUAAUUUAAGCUUGUUUUCUUGAGUCAACCUUGCUUGUUAGCUCAUUUUCCCGUGCCUCUGCUAGCAGGCAAUUUUUAAGAUAAGUGAAAACAAAAUAUCAAUGAACCACUUACAUGCAGGACUAUUUCCUUGUUCAUUUAAACGCACCGGACGUAAUAAAUGGGACUUUAAGCCUUUGCCACUUUAAUCUAAAGACAAAUUCUCGAUAGCAUUUGCUAAAACUACACUUCUAGAAGAAUGAAUUGAUUUAUCACAAAUCGGAUUAAGAUUGACGGUUCCUGAUCAUUUCACGGGAAUCGCUAAUAAAAUAAAAAGCGUGUAUUAAUACACUUUUUAACUCCAACAUAAUACAAAUUCAGUAUAUAAAAAAUAACUGUUAUUUUGUUCCUCAUAUUUACGAUUUAAAGCUUGUUUGUUUUGACUUUUUACGGUUUACCACAUUGAGACCCACUCACUUUGUUAAAAAGUCUGCGCUGUUGAUCAUCCAUUUGGGGUGUCUGUGGAGUGACAACAGGCGAUAGAACUGGGCAUGAGAAAGAGUGAUACAUGCGCCGCCCCAGAAAGUGUUCUGAACUGUUUACGAAAAAAAAAAAUCGAACAUUGUUUUUCUUCAAACAAAGUGACUUUUCAUUUUUUCUUACUCAAAAGUGGGUUUGGAUAUCCGUAAUUCAACUAUAUACAAUAGUAUACCUCCUAGGAGAUGUAUAUUGCAUUUUAUCCCGAGUUUCUCAACCAAUCAAAUCGCUUGUUCUUGCGAGGUUCACGAGUUUUAUAUGCUAAUUGCUCGAGCGAACGCAGUUGUCGGAGUUUGCAACCUUGUCUAUUUUAUAUACAGAAGGCGACGGGAAAAAUUCGCAGCGGCUAAAACAGCUUAAAAUGGCAAAUGAUGGCGGGUUUGAGUAGUAGCAACUUCAAGCUACUGUUUUAUUUUCAAAUCAGCAUAUUUGUUUCAACGAGAUUUGUUCGCUCAUACAAACUCUGUAAUAAACCUACACUCAACGUGAGCCUGGGCUACCUGUGGAGAAAGCACUCGCAAACGCGCCAUUUUGGAGCUAGCUCUCCACAGAGACCCAAAAAGUAUUUCUAACUCACAGCCAAAAGCACCAUUUACGUCCAGAACUUUUUAUGUUCAGGAGAAAAAUAAUAAUAAAGCACAAUGUUGACAGGAUAUCACUUUUUGAAGACUUUUGUUUGCGUCUUGCAGUCUUGCACGACACGAAAGAAGCCAUCAAAAGCGCAUGCCUUUUGUAAACAAUCAUUUCAAAUAGGUUUUAAAACUGCCACAAUAAUAUCGAUUAGAUACUUAACUAUUAGAUUAAGCUAUAGAACUGAUUCUAAACCACUUUCAACUUCCAUUUGUUUUUAGAUUCAGUUCUGAUAUCCUGUCGGUCCAUGAUUUCUUCGUAAAUAAGUAAAGUAUGACAAAACAAAUCUCAAGCUUAGCCGAUCAUCAGUGUAAGUUAGCUACAAACAUUUCACAAAAAAUAGUAUGGAACUCACCACCAAAAACAUUACCAAAAAUCAAGACCGGGCCGACGAAGCAAGGAUUCGUGCUUUUCAAUGCCCAUACAAACGUGUUGGUAAAAAACUUUGAUUGCAUUUGGCUUGAAUGUGGACGUGCGAACUCCCAUGAAUUUCCUGCCAAACACUAUAAACACAGGGCCCCCAAUAAGGCAGAGAAAAGUGAAGGAAAUAUUUUGAGUGUAGUUUUUUUUAUAGCGUAGCUGUUUUUCUGCUUUGGUUUCUCUGUUUCUUUUGUCGUUUAAAAGACAAUUACCAAAGUAGUAUCUCAGUUAGAAGAUGUAACAUGUAGAACUCUCCUUCUUUCAGCUAUUCUAUUGUGUCUUCUCCCCCAUAUAGACGAGCCAAUAGAACCUAUAGUGUCUAAAAUAGUGUAUAAAAUAGCAAAGGAAUUACUUUACCGGCUGGUCACGUAUGGAGGCUAAGAUCACGCUAUGAACACGUGCAGCCUCGAUUUCAAACUUCACAUCACAUCACGGACAUCGACAAUGACAAUAGUAUUCGGCCCUUAGGCACCGAGACUAAAAAUGAUGCAAAUCCCUAUGAAUUUGGAUGAAUUCCACUCGUUUCGGAUGAUUCUAAUUAUAUCCCGGUCACUUCUAGUCCAGUUUCUAUCCAACUGUCCGUAUUUUUUUAGAUGUCGUGCAGUUAGGUUUUGGUGUAGCUAGUUACAUAUAAUUAUUUAAGAAGUCAUUCUGCGGUCAAACUAGGAACACAUAGCAUCAAUCUUUGCAAAUAGUACUGAAUGAUUUUGAGAAGGUAUCUGAAUUGAAGUAAAGACCAUGAGUCUUUGCUUCUAUUAGGAUUGCCUUUUAAAUGUUUUGCACAAGUAAUGACUCAAAUACAAGUAAUGAUUCAAAUAGAAAUUUAGCUAAAUCCGCUAAAUAGCGCAAAAAUCGAUAUAAAUUGGCGUAUAAAUUGGCUGGCGUAUUUCCAGCCGUAUUCUAUACAGAAAAUAGAUAAUUUCGUCUUUUUUUUUUGUUAUUUAAAAAUUAACACCCCCCUUACCAUUAGGAACUGAUUAGGAACUAAGUAGAUAACGCCUGCGAGGGAGGCUAACUCGAACGCGGUAUACGUUGUUCCUUCCAUGAACCUAUUUUCCAAAGCAAUAGGUUCGACUGAAUGAGGUACAUGUUCGGUUCAACGUAUGUCUUAAGCCUUAUUUUCCUCGGGGUGAAGGGAUAUUCAAUUUUUUUAAUAUCUAAGAUUUCACGGAAAGAGCUUUUUGUCCAUUGUUUUGGAAUCACAGAGUAACAUUUCACUUUUAAAGACUCUUUAAAAGUGAAAUGUUGAACAUGUUGCGUCGUGUCAGAUUGCAAACUGGACGAAAUAAAGCUGACGGACUAGAUCUGAAAUUAAGGGAUACUAUCAUGAUAUCCUUAUCACUCUCAAAUAUUGUUUUAUAUUGUUAUUUAACAUGCUGAACAGAGCCGUAUAAGAACCAUAAAGAUAAAGAACAAAAUAAGAGGGAGAGAAGAAAAUACUUUUCACAAAUUGGUACAUUGAAGUUCAAUACCACAAGGGCUUAUAUGUUGUGUUCAGCAUUGAUUAUUAUUGUUAUAGUGACUAUUAAGAAUUAAGACAACCUAGUUUUUUAAAAGGUACCUUGAUUCAUAAGAACCUAUUCAGCCUGAUCUUGAAAAUUCUAGGUUCUUAGAUGAGGUUGCGGUAACUGUUACUCGAGCGUUACCACCACUUUAUUUGAUAUUUUCACCCUCGAUAAACAAGCUCUCGAUAACUGUUUUCGAUCACCUUUUGUAGGUUCGAGUCAACUGUGGAGCAGAGGGCGAGACAAUGUCAAAGUAUUACAUCAGGGACCUUGAGCAACAACGACGGAAACGUGGACGACGGGACAGCAGAAAACAAUGGAAUUUGGUUCAGAAUUGAAUCAGCACGUGAAAAUGAGAAAAUGCGUUCGUGUCUGAUACAUUUUUCAUACGUUUUCCACCAAACUAAGACGUGAAAAUUCCCAAUUUGUUAAUUGAAGACGCGGACGUUGGACUAUAAACUCCUCUAACUACGUUCGCUACAGUGGAAAUGAUGUCCUUGGUAUAUUUUUAUGUCUAUGACUAUAUUGUUUUGCUAAUUUUAUUGCACUUAAAUUGGAAUUGAUGGUCAAACGCGAACGCAUGUCUUUUGAUCUCGUUGUCCUAGCCGUCGCCCUUGCUUAAGGUCCCUAUUUAAAGCGGCUAAAAACAAUUCAGCAAAUAAAAACUAUAAACAGAUUUCCUCGAAGGCCUUAUCUCUACAAAACCCCAUCGUUUUGUACAGGUCUCCGACUUUUUCCCCUUUUUUGCGUUUAAGUGAUAUAACGUAUUAGCCGUGUUAAACAUAUAAGUAUUCUCCCAACAAAAUAACAGCCAUUGAAUACGAAAUUUUGAACUUAUUUUCAAAAGAUCUCCUUUUUAUCGUGAGCGAAAUUACAGAUAAACAUCGCACCUCAAGGCAUCCUAAGCGAGGCUGCUAUUAAAAUCCGUUUAACAUAAACGUAAAAAAGGGUAGUACUUACACACUGGAAACACCGGCAAUUCGUUACAAGCAGAAAGCUUCCACGGUUUCCAAAAAUAAGCAGACUUUUACCGGGCAAGUGGCCAUCUGUACAAUUUUUAUAUUUCAUCGGUAGCGGUUACAAUCAAGACAUCUUAACUAAGUAUAGAGUUACCCCACUUAGAGUAGGAAGGUUUGACUCAUUAACGAGAUUUUCCCCGAAGCCAAUCUUCAUUUUAACCUUAUUUAGGAAAAGCGUAUUACUUUUCUAUUUUAUCGUUUAUUGGCAAAAUUGCACACCUGGCCAAGGGAAGAAAAAUUAUGCGAGAUCGAAUUUUCAUUUGUAAUUUGAUAAUCUCUUGUUGUAGCGAUUGCCUCGGGAUAACAGACUUAUUCUCUAGAUAUGAAAUUAAACCAUUAUACUAAUUUCAAAAACACAACAGGGCUUCGAAACAGAAUUGAACAGGCGUUGAAAUAUGUCAUUUUCUGGCGUUGAAAUGUGUCAUUUUCUGGCGUUGAAAUGUGUCUAUUGCACAAGUACUGCACGCUCUCUAUCGACAUAUUAUGUUUAUUGGUGUGUUUUGUUACUACCUCAGGGGGGUAGGGAUGUAACCCCAGGGGGGAGGGAUGUGACCCCAGGAGGGAGGGAUGUAACCCCAGGGGGGAGGUAUGUAACCCCAGGGGGGAGGGAUGUGACCCCCAUGAGGGGGGUGAUCGUAAGCAAAAUGGAUUUUUACCCUGAGCACCUUUGGUGGAUCAACAUAAAUUCUUAUCCCACAGAGAUAGAAAAUUGGGUGUGGUUUAAGGACAUUUUGUACUCUAAGAGAUAGCAGAAUCGAAAAAGACCCCCUAAGAGAUGGCAGUUGGUCGAAUUUUAUACUGUGACGGAUGGCAAAAUUGGAAAAAAAAAACAUUUUAACACCCCUAAGGAAUAGCAGUUGGUCGAAUUCUAUAAAUAUCUUUCAACAACCCUUAUAGUUCAACAGAUAUGUGCAGAUUUUACCUUGAAUUGCGCACUUUUUGCUAAAGAUAUCAAUUUUAGCAUAGUGAUAGUUUUUGAUACCUCUUACAAGAUAGGCUAUAGAGCCAAGCUCAGUUCGGCUUUAAUUUCUGAUUAAUAAUGAAUAUUGAUUUGGCUGCCAUUUUGAACCGGAAGUAAACUAACUUUUUUCCAAAAAAAUAAAUAAACUCGCACAUUUUAAGAAAGUUUACUCAUAGACAAAUAAAAUAUAAGUCAGAGAAUGCAUCUAAACAAAAGAGUUCUUAAAGUAACAAGAUUUUUUUCAUUUUUGUAACUUUUACAGGGACAGCGAUUUUGAACCGGAAGUAGUCAAGAGUAAAUACUGGCACGCUUGUUUCACUUUGCGCCUUUUAACAAAAAUAUUUAAAAAAAACUUGUUUCAGGAGUAGUUUAGGGUCAUCUUUUCAAGAUAAGCUAUGGAGCCAAAAGAAAAUCCCAUUUAAACACGGAUUAUCUCGGGAUAUUAAAAUGGCCGAUAAUUUAAUCCGAAAGUGAAAAGUCACGCGUCGAUACUCACAAUUUUCGAAAGUCGUCAAAUGAUUUAAAAGACACAUAUAACCAGCCCAAGUAUACCAAACAUUCAUGCUCAAUAGCUGGAUCAAGAGAAAAGAAAGGAGACAAAAGCAAUUGCUUAUGUGACAAGCCUGGUGGGGAUACCAAGUACCCCGGGAGCGGGCCGCUCCACCAAUUGACUUCAACGUCUGUAAACGACCGCACACAUGAAUGUGCUACAAGAUGAACAGUUUCUAACAGUAGGAACUGUUAAUCUGGUGGCCUCGGGUGUGCGCUUAUCACUCUUCUUGCCUUUCUUCCUUUUUCUACAGAAGAGUCAAAGGAGUAUCUCGCCAAUUAGAAUUUCAUGCAUUUACAGGUGAUACUGUAUCCUGUUGUGCGGGUAGGGGGAUAAGACAGUACUUGCUGUAUUCCCCGAAGCCACAGAUGGUCUUCGACAGCUAGCCUUCAGGCCAGUUAAGAUAAAAGACAGAAUGUUUGGCAACACUUGAGCGCUUUCCACUGCUUCUAUACGACCGAACAAGUACAGAGAGUCGAAGAAAGGAACAGCAUUUAAUGUCAUUCUACCGACGAAGGCAGCUAUCAUACAACACACCAAGAAAGCUGCCUUUCAAGCAGGCCAUUGUUGGGGGCAAGCACUCCUCCCUGUCUCAAUGCCUCCGUCUUUUUAGCACAAUGGACAACAGUAUGCCAUAGCCGCUUUGGACAAACGCUACUAGAGCUUUCCAAGGCGUGUAAAGAAAGCCAAAGAACUAUUAGAUGAGGAACCAAGAACUAUUAGAUGCAAGAUAGGCUGCCCAGCACGCUGCACUUGCACCCAAGCCAGCAUGAAAUGUUCAGCCCUUUGCAGCUCCAUUGAAUCGUUUAAUGAUAAAGCUGUAAGAUAUCUGAACUGCAAUAAAUUAAAAAAACAAUUCUCAUCGGAGUUUGUUAUUACGUUAGGCCGACGUAUUAUGAACCACACUCUUUUUGUUUUAUAAGAAUCUAUUUUUACUUACGUCCAGCCUGACUAAGAUUUCACUAAUUUUUAACAAAAUGCCGAGGCUCACAUAGAAAGAAAACAUUUUCGUUAUAUCAAAUUGGUGCAUUUAUCAUUUGUGCAAUUCUAUUUUUUUUUAACGCUUCAUUGCUUAUUUGUAUAUGCAUUAAUCUGGUUUGAUUAGAGUGUGCAGAAACAGGUUUGGGAACCUACUUCCGGUUUAAAAAAGAAACCUAAUCAGUUUUGCCUUUUUUUAUUUUUACAAGUAUUAAAUGGAUUUCAUGAAUAUUUUAGUCGUAGACUUUUAAACAAGAUGUGCACCUCUGUGCUUUCAAAAAUGCCAAAUUUAAUCUCCAGUGCAAAAUUGCUGCAAUUAUAAUAAACCAUAUUAAUCGGCGAUACAAGCCGAUUUUAUCUUGGCACCAUAGCUUAUCUUAUGAAGGUUAUUUCAACCUACAACUGCAAUAAAAUUGGUGUCUUUUGCUAGAGGGCGCGGGAUGAAAUAAACGUCCGAGGUUUUACUUUCGACUACUUCCGGUUAAAGGUGGCUAUCACCUUUAAAGUCCCAAAAAAUGACAAAUUUACGGUUAUUUUCAAAAAUAUUGGGUUUAAAUACAUUCAUUGACUUUUAUAUUAGUUGUCUAGAGAAAAACAGUAUCAAAAUGUGCAAGUUUAUUUAUUUUUUAUAAAAAGGUAGUUUACUUCCGGUUCAAAAUGGCGGCCAAAUCAAUUCUCCUUAUUAAUUAGAAAUUAAAACCUGAGCUUGGCUCUAUAACCUAUCUUGAAAAGGGUAUUAAAAACUAUCACUGGGCUAAAAUUGGUAACUUUAGCAAAAAGUGCGCAAUUCAAACACAUAUCCGCCGGACUAUUAAGGGGUAUCAGUUGGUCAAAACUUUAUACCCUAAAAGAGGUGAAGAUCACCCCCUCUACUUUUUGGAGAGUCCCCUCCCCGGGGGAAAGGAGUUCUAAGACCUCUAAAUCGGCAAAAAAAGUAUUUGAAUACUAUAAGGUUUUAGACCAUUUUGAGUAAUUAAUGUCUUAGCAAGCCUAUCCCCUUAGGAAAUCAUGUGUUGUAUUUUUCGCAUAGCCAAGAAUGCCUUUUGUUGGCUGGACAUUUGCUUGUUAAGCUCGAAGUAUCGGAUUAAAGAGCUGUGAUUGGUCUGCGGGUAAUUUGUAAAAUGUACUUAACUUUUUGGACAGUUUGCCCCUACUGUGGUAUAUUCAUGUUUCCUUGAUGUCUAACGGCCACGCCCCUAUUGUGGCAUUUUCAUGUUCCUCUUGGUGUCUAAUGGCCACGCCUCUUCUGCAGCAUAUUCAUUUGUCUUUGCUAUCUAACAGUCUGUGUAAAUCAGUCAAAUACUGUGCCUCUCUGUCUUUGGUGAAAACUAGUUGAGGUGUAUGAAAAAGAGAGUGGUACGAUGGUAGAGAUUGCCUGAAAUAAAUAAAUAUUGACAAUUAAUGUAUCGCCUAUGAUUGGGGGCCAGAACAUAACUUAAUUGAUAUGUCCCCUCAAAUGAGAGAAAAAAAAUGAAAAAAGAGCAAAAUGGCAAAUAAAAUCCUGGCCAUGUAAGGCUGCAAAUCUAGUCACUGAUAUUGAUAUUGAUGUCAAUGUUUUGUAUUCAUUAGUGAGAAGGGACACAAGGAAACAUUAAUCUUUAAUCUUUACAAAUUUUAGAAAUGUGUGGCAUUUAUAAUGUCUUACAUCUCUCCCCUUCAACAACAGAAGCUGAAAUCUAAAGCCUCAUGGAAACAGCAUCGACUUCAGCCAGUAUUGCUUAUCUCAAGACAAAGAAAAUUUGCCAUAGAGUAUUGUAUAUGCCUCAUUCUUUGUGUGUUUGUGUGUAGUGUGAUGUGUACAUGUAUCCGUAAAUUCAUGGGUACUUGAAAUGUAAAAGAAAAGAAAAUGUAAAAGAAAAGAAAAAUAAUAAGAAAGACAAAGCAAACAAAAAAAAUCAGAUGUAACAAGUAUAAUGUUAAAAAAAUGAAAAAAAGAAUAAUGUAAAAAAAACUUGUACAUGGAACAAUAAAUGUGUAAAAAAAACUUGUACACGGAACAAUAAAUGUGUAAAAAAAUACCAUAGACUAUUGUACCAUAGUUAAUAGAGAGAAUGGUUACAAAACCUGCCGAACGUCUAAGGCUGAAGUCCUUGUCUGUUUUUUGUUUGUUUUUUUGUUUUUUUCACAUUGUUGUGUAGGUGCAGAAGUCAAGGGUACAGUACAAGAGAAUAGGUUAUAUGGAGUAAACGAAGAAUAUAUGGAGUAAAUGAAGAAUAUUGUUGCUUUCUGCAUAAAUACCACCGCUUUUCGAUCGUUUCAAAAUUCACAGCAUUGAUGCAAAUUCGAACCAAUACUAUCAUGCUUGCUUUGUAAGCCCACAGAGAUUGUUCAAUAGAGCUCUGCUCUCUAGAGAGUUUAGUCCCCACUUGUCAGAUCUCAGGGUAUAAUGGCAAUAGAACAUGCAAAGUGAGAAAGACAAAGAUUUAAAAAAGUGAAUAAAAUAGCUUUGAUUCAAAUAAAUCAAUAAUGGAUUUGUUCCUGAAUAUGUAGUAUUCAUCAAUCUCAUAAAUCACAUUACAGGAUUGUUUAACAUCAGAAGGCACCAAUUGUUCAUGUCCUUUAAGAUUCAUAACCAUUGUCCGGAAGUAGAAAACCCGCAAGAUUGCGUUACUUUAUAAUACUGUAUUACGUUACAUAUUUAGUUUUGUUAUGUGAUCAUGUUGUAAUUCGAGAUAGGUAAAAAAGGGGGUUGUGCCUCUAGAGUUGAGAUGCGAGUGUACUAUUACUACGGAGAGUUUGUGAUCAAGAAAUAAAGUAAAGAGAAUAUAA
Molecule: messenger RNA, 15177 nt
Organism: Nematostella vectensis (starlet sea anemone)
Lineage: Eukaryota; Metazoa; Cnidaria; Anthozoa; Actiniaria; Edwardsiidae
Product: WW domain-containing oxidoreductase
Exons: 9
Coding region: 130-1416 (428 amino acids)
Molecular function (GO): protein binding
Source: RefSeq, a predicted model, not a curated record